This is a messenger RNA of Drosophila albomicans, 2111 nucleotides long. RefSeq names its product odorant receptor 59b (gene Or59b). The transcript is spliced from 3 exons. Gene Ontology annotation, biological process: sensory perception of smell; detection of chemical stimulus involved in sensory perception of smell. The record is from RefSeq and is a predicted model, not a curated record. The coding region runs from base 4 to 1194 and encodes 396 amino acids. Gene Ontology annotation, cellular component: plasma membrane. Gene Ontology annotation, molecular function: olfactory receptor activity; odorant binding. Lineage: Eukaryota; Metazoa; Arthropoda; Insecta; Diptera; Drosophilidae.
UCGAUGUUCAAGCUGAUCAAACCGGCUCCUCUUACGGAGCAAGUGCGUUCCCGCGAGGGCAACAUCUAUAUGUAUCGGGCGAUGACGUUAAUUGGUUGGAUUCCUCCAAAGCAAGGGGUCUGGCGCUAUGUUUACCUCUUCUGGACAUGUGUGCCAUUUGCCUUUGGCGUAUUUUACUUGCCCGUGGGCUUCAUCAUCAGCUACGUGAAAGAGUUUAAGAACUUUACACCGGGCGAGUUUCUCACCUCGCUGCAAGUGGCAAUUAAUGUGUAUGGCGCCUCUGUGAAGUCAACCAUCACAUACAUUUUUCUCUGGCGUCUGCGAAAAACUGAGAAUCUGCUGGACAGACUCGAUGAGCGGUUGCACAACGAUAGCGAUCGGCAGAAAAUACAUGAGAUGGUGGCACGGUGCAACUACGCUUUUCUCAUCUACAGUUUCAUCUACUGCGGCUAUGCGGGCUCAACAUUUCUCUCGUAUGUACUCAGUGGUCGUCCGCCUUGGUCUGUCUACAAUCCAUUUGUCGACUGGCAUGAUGGUCUCGGUAGUUUGUGGAUACAGUCGAUCUUUGAGUAUAUUACUAUGUCCUUUGCCGUGCUGCAGGAUCAACUUUCGGACACGUAUCCCUUGAUGUUCAUGAUCAUCUUUCGCGCGCACUUCGAUGUGCUCAAAGAUCAUGUACGAAAUCUGCGCAUGGAUCCCACGAGAUCAGAGAAGGACAACUAUCAGGAUCUAGUGAAUUGCAUCAUGGAUCAUAAAUUGAUAUUGAGAUGCUGCAACUUAAUACGUCCCAUAAUAUCACGCACUAUAUUUGUGCAAUUUUUGCUGAUUGGUUCCGUGCUGGGAUUGACGCUAAUCAACGUGUUUUUCUUCUCGAACUUUUGGCGUGGUCUUGCCUCCUUUAUGUUCGUUAUUACGAUCUUGAUGCAGACAUUUCCCUUUUGCUACACCUGCAAUUUGCUAAUUGACGACUGCGACGACUUGGCUAACACAAUUUUCCAAUCGAACUGGGCCGAUGCGGAACCGGGCUAUAAAUCGACGUUGGUUCACUUUAUGCACCAUGUGCAGCAGCCGAUUAUAUUCAUUGCUGGUGGCAUAUUUCCCAUCUCAAUGAACAGCAAUAUCAGCGUGGCCAAGUUUGCAUUCAGCAUCAUCACCAUAGUGCGGCAAAUGAAUCUAGCCGAACAAUUUCAGUGAAAUGCAAAAAUUGUGUAGCGUCCCAUUUUAGUGGCUUAUCCGCUUUUAUAUUAACGUGAAUUUCCAUCUUUAUUUAUUGUGGCCCAAAUGUGCUCGGCGCGUGCCAAGUGCCCGUCUGCAAUUGCCUUUGUUUUAUAGAGCCAGAGACCCAGUAAAAAAUCUACCCCACACACACACACACACACACUCGACAUUGUUUGUGGCUGGCAUUUGCAUAGAAUUUGUAUAUGUUAUAGUUUAUCUCAUAAGAUUUAGCUGAUUUAGUUGUGCCUCGCAAUUGCGAGUCCCCAAAAUGGUAAUGGAAAUGAAAAGCCGCAAGCGGACGGAAUUCGACAUUCUCCUCUGCCUCUCUCGAGAAUUUGCGCAAAUUGUGUUAACAGACGGAAAUUACAAUAGCAAGAAGAACAACAGCCAAGCAGAAAUAAUCAGAACGCAUAAAAAGAGCAGACUCUAAAGACGCCUGAAGCAUUGACACAAGACGCGGCAUGAGGCAUGCGCCAUGAGGCACAACAGAUCCGUAACGAAUCCGAAGGAAACGCAGGAAGUACGUACAUACACAUAUUACUGUUUACAUAUUGUAUGUGAUUUUUAUUUAAAUUUUAUGUUAAACACGUGACGGGGUAGACACAAAAAAAUAUCAUACACAAACACACGAUAGGAGAGUGUUCUAUAUGUACGAGUACGAGUAUGUUGAAGCUGAAUGGCAUCAACUGAGGCAGCCACAAUGACGGCGGCAAGGAUAACAAUGGACAAGUCGCUGUGUUUGAACUAAAAACAAAUAUUAUGACAUAUUUUUGCGGUUUACUUACCACACUCGCACAUGUGCAAACACACAGUCGCCCACACACACACGCACACACACACAUUUAUUGCCAUUGUCCUUCGGUUUGCUCACAACAAUUGCUCUGUGCGCUGAC